Molecule: messenger RNA, 729 nt
Organism: Eptesicus fuscus (big brown bat)
Lineage: Eukaryota; Metazoa; Chordata; Mammalia; Chiroptera; Vespertilionidae
Gene: PDGFB
Product: platelet derived growth factor subunit B
Exons: 6
Coding region: 1-729 (242 amino acids)
Biological process (GO): positive regulation of protein autophosphorylation; positive regulation of ERK1 and ERK2 cascade; positive regulation of MAP kinase activity
Cellular component (GO): membrane
Molecular function (GO): growth factor activity; platelet-derived growth factor receptor binding
Source: RefSeq, a predicted model, not a curated record
AUGAAUCGCUGCUGGGCGCUCUUCCUGUCUCUCUGCUGCUACCUGCGUCUGGUCAGCGCCGAGGGGGACCCCAUUCCUGAGGAGCUCUACGAGAUGCUGAGUGACCACUCGAUCCGCUCCUUCGAUGACCUCCAGCGGCUGCUGCACGGAGACUCCGUAGAUGAAGACGGAGCCGAGUUGGACCUGAAUUUGACCCGGUCCCAUUCUGGAGGCGAGCCCGAGAGCUUGUCCCGAGGGAGAAGGAGCCUUGAUUCCUCCACGGUCGCCGAGCCAGCCAUGAUUGCCGAGUGCAAGAUCCGCACGGAGGUGUUCAAGAUCUCCCGGAGCCUCAUCGACCGCAGCAACGCCAACUACCUGGUGUGGCCGCCCUGCGUGGAGGUGCAGCGCUGCUCCGGCUGCUGCAACAACCACAGGGUGCAGUGCCGCCCCACCCAGGUGCAGCUGCGGCACGUCCAGGUGAGGAAGAUUGAGAUGGUGCAGAAGAGGCUGAUCUUUAAGAAGGCCACAGUGACCCUGGAGGACCACCUGGCCUGCAGGUGUGAGACAGUGGUUCCUGCACGACCCGUGGCCCGCACCACAGGGAGCUCCCAGGAGCAGCGAGCAGCCAAGACGCCCCAAACUCGGGUGACGGUUCGAACGGUGCGAGUCCGCAGGCCCCCCAAGGGGAAGCACAGGAAGUUCAAGCACACGCAUGACAAGAAGGCGCUGAAGGAGACCCUGGGAGCCUAG